AUGGUUCUCGCCCACCGCCUCCUCCUCCUGGUGGCCCUGCAAGCCUGGGAUGCCCAGGCUGCUCCAAAACGAGCGCAGGGAGCAGAUGAGGGCAUUGGCAGUGCUUAUCGAGCUUCUCGGCUGGAUCCUGGUUAUGAGCCUCGGGGGUAUCCCAGAGCCCGUGUCGAUCAAGCUACUUGGUGGAAUCCUGUUCCUGAGCCGGGGGGGCAUCCCAGAGACGCUGUCUGCGCACCUGCGUGGUCAAGGGAGGCAGCAGCUGCUGAGAGGGAGCGGGAGCAGCGGCUCCUGGCCGAACGGCUGCACUCCAAAUGGGAGCAGCAGCAGGCAGGGGAGCUCCAGCGGCUGCGGGAGCUGAACCAGCGGCAGCGGGCGGCGCAGAUCUGCCAGCUGCUGCGCUCGAAGGAGGCUGAGCUGCGCGAGGUGCAGGGGAUGCUGCAGCAGCAGCGUGGCGACACCAUCCGUCAGGCACGGGACCUGCAGCAGCAGCUGGCCAAGGAGCUGGUGAGAGGAGCCUGGAGCAGCAGCCAGGCCCGCGGGAAGCUCCAGGACGUCCUCGGCAAGCUGCGCUGGGACACCAAUGGCGAGCAGGCUGCCCGCAUCCUCCACCUGCAAGACGAACUGCUGCAACAGAGGAGACUCUUCCAAAAUUACAUCUUGGAGCAGUUCAAGGGCCAGCAGCCUGCUUCCUGCAAGGAGGCCAGGGCCAAGGCUACGGCCUGGCAGCGCCUGCAGACCCUCCUGGACACUGGGACCAUUGGGCCCUGCUCUUUGGAGAGCCUCACAGCAUCUCCCUCCUGCCAUGCUGGCCUCCAGGAGGAAGGAAGCGGCGUGGAGGUUUUGCUCGAGGCUGUGGGGCAAGACUUGGCGCCGCACAGCUUGCACUCCCUGCCACAAGGAAGUGCCGGCAGCGGGCGGUCUGUGGCAGAGGUGGGCGUUCAGACCAAAUCAGAGAAUCAGGAGGACUGGCUGCUUGGGAGCAGUCACAGCAGGCUGCUGGAGCAGAACGCCUGCCUCCAGAGCACCCUGAAAGACCUGGAGAGGCGGUGCCGUGCCCUUCAAGAGGAGAACUGUCUUCUGAGGAAGGGAAGCUCUCCUGAAGUGCGGGAGGAGGUGGAGAAGCUCCAGCAGAAGAGUGCUAAGCUGCAUCUCCUUAGCAAGCAGCUGCAAGAGCGAGCCAGGAAACUGCAGAGCAUCCAUCAGCUGAUCAAUGCUCGAGUGACACAGGUCAGCGGGCUGCUGCGGAGCGUCUGGAAGGCCGAGCCCGACAUGCUGCUGCCCUCCCUGCAGGAACUCUUCGCUGUCAUCUCCACCGCCGGGCUGUGCCUGGAGGAGGAGGCACGCGGAGGCGUGAUGCUCGUGGAUUUGGGUGGACGCGGGGGUGGACGAUGGCCGGGAGGACGUAAGGGAGCUCUGCGCAACUUUUCCCUUCUCCUUUCUAAACAGGGAGAUGACGAAGAGGCAGUGAUUGACCAAGGAAGAACGAGCAACGUCGUCAAUAUUCACUAUGAGAAGGAGGAGUUGGAAGGCCACCGGACCCUGUACGUGGGCGUGCGGAUGCCGCUGGUGAGGCAAAGCCAGCGGCAUCACCGUCCCCACAGCCAGAAGCAUCGGGAACAGGAACGGGAGAAGGACUCUGCCCCGACGGAGCAGGGCUACCACUACACUCCGUCCCAGCGAGUGCAGUUCAUCCUCGGGACCGAGGAGGACGAGCAGCACGUUCCCCAUGACUUGUUCACCGAGCUGGAUGAGAUCUGCGUGAAAGAGGGUGAAGAUGCCGAGUGGAAGGAAACGGCAAGGUGGCUGAAGUUUGAGGAGGACGUGGAAGACGGCGGCGAGCGCUGGAGCAAGCCCUACGUGGCCACGCUGUCCUUGCACAGCCUCUCUGAGCUGAGGAGUUGCAUCAUCAACGGGACGGUGCUGCUGGACAUUUGUGCCAACAGCAUCGAAGAGAUUGCAGAUAUGAUCCUGGGCCCGCAAGACCGGUCCACGGAGUUUGACGAGCACGUGCGGGCAAAAGUUCGAGAAGUCCUACUGAAGAAGCAUCACCAUCAGAAUGAGAAGAAAAGAAACAACCUUCUUCCCAUCGUCCGCUCGUUUGCUGAUGUGAGCAAGAAGCAGUCAGACCUGCACCUCCUUGACAAGCCAGCCCAAACACUCACCCCGCAUCCUUCUCCUACCACUGCAGAAGCUAAAAAUGGGGUGAACCACGAGAGCAACGCGAUGGACUUAAGCAAGGCGCAGCUGCAUUUCAUGAAGAAAAUUCCCACCGGGGCUGAAGCAUCCAACAUGCUCGUAGGAGAGCUGGAUUUCCUUCGCCAGCCCAUCGUGGCAUUUGUCCGCCUGACCCCGGCUGUCCUCCUCUCGGGCAUGACGGAAGUUCCCAUCCCAACAAGGUUCCUGUUUGUUUUGCUUGGACCAGAAGGCAAAGCCCAUCAGUACCAUGAGAUCGGCAGGUCCAUGGCUACUAUCAUGACGGAUGAGGUUUUCUGUGACGUUGCCUAUAAAGCCGAGAACCGGGCUGACCUCGUGGCCGGCAUCGACGAGUUUCUGGAUCAGGUCACGGUCUUGCCGCCAGGAGAAUGGGAUCCAUCGAUCCGAAUCGAGCCCCCGAAAAACGUCCCUUCGCAGGGAAAAAGGAAGAUGCCAGGAGCUCUCGAUGACAGUGCUUCUCACAGCAAGCCAGAGAAACACAGUGGUCCUGAACUGGAGCGCACGGGAAGGCUCUUUGGAGGUUUGAUCCUGGACGUGAAGCGCAAAGCCCCGUGGUUCUGGAGCGACUUUCGGGAUGGUCUGAGCCUGCAGUGUCUGGCGUCCUUCCUCUUCCUCUUCUGUGCCUGCAUGUCCCCUGUCAUCACCUUCGGGGGACUGCUGGGGGAGGCGACCGACGGCCACAUCAGUGCCAUGGAGUCACUGCUGGGCGCAUCCAUGACCGGCGUGGUGUAUUCCCUCUUUGCUGGCCAACCUCUCACCAUCCUCGGCAGCACUGGACCCGUCCUCGUGUUCGAAAAGAUCCUCUACAAAUUCUGCAAGGAGUACGCGCUCUCCUAUCUCUCUCUGCGGGCCUGCAUCGGGCUGUGGACUGCCUUCUUCUGCAUAGUGCUGGUGGCCACCGACGCCAGCUGUUUGGUGUGCUACAUCACCCGCUUCACCGAAGAAGCCUUCGCCUCCCUCAUCUGCAUCAUCUUCAUCUACGAGGCUCUGGAGAAGCUGAGUCACCUGCGAGAGACCUACCCUGUGCACAUGCACAGCAAACUCGACUUCCUCACCGUCUACUACUGUAAGUGUGAGGCACCAAGCCAUCCCAGCAAGGCAACCCUGCGUUUCUGGGAGAGCAACGAGAUCAACGUGUCUGGCAUCGCCUGGGAAAACCUCACGGUGACUGAAUGUCGGUAUUUGCAUGGAGAGUUUCACGGACCUGCCUGUGGACGCAAUGGCCCCUACGCGCCUAAUGUCCUCUUCUGGUGCUGCAUCCUCUUCUUCUCCACCUUUGUCCUGUCGAGCUUCUUGAAGAAGUUUAAAAGCAGCCGUUACUUCCCAACCAGAGUGCGGUCCACAAUAAGUGACUUUGCUGUUUUCCUCACCAUCGUCAUCAUGGUGCUCACUGACUUCAUGACUGGGAUCCCGUCACCGAAGCUCCACAUCCCCCAUACGUUCAAGCCUACCAGAGACGACCGCGGGUGGUUCAUCAACCCCAUAGGACCCAACCCUUGGUGGACGGUGGUGGCUGCGCUCAUCCCAGCUCUGCUUUGCACCAUCUUGAUAUUCAUGGACCAGCAGAUCACGGCUCUUAUCGUGAACAGGAAGGAGCACAGGCUGAAGAAAGGAUGCGGGUACCACCUGGACCUCUUCAUGGUGGCCGUGAUGCUGGGGGUGUGCUCCGUGAUGGGGCUGCCGUGGUUUGUGGCUGCGACCGUCCUGUCCAUCACCCACGUGAAUAGCCUCAAAGUAGAGUCUGGCUGCUCAGCUCCAGGAGAACAGCCCAAGUUUCUGGGGAUACGAGAGCAGAGAGUCACUGGCUUGAUGAUCUUUGUGCUCAUGGGCUGCUCAUUCUUCUUCACUUCGGUGUUAAAG
Molecule: messenger RNA, 4071 nt
Organism: Grus americana (Whooping crane)
Lineage: Eukaryota; Metazoa; Chordata; Aves; Gruiformes; Gruidae
Product: electroneutral sodium bicarbonate exchanger 1-like
Exons: 23
Biological process (GO): regulation of intracellular pH; transmembrane transport; monoatomic anion transport
Cellular component (GO): plasma membrane
Molecular function (GO): solute:inorganic anion antiporter activity; sodium:bicarbonate symporter activity; monoatomic anion transmembrane transporter activity
Source: RefSeq, a predicted model, not a curated record